This is a messenger RNA of Mangifera indica (mango), 1210 nucleotides long. Its product is annotated as chloride conductance regulatory protein ICln. The coding region runs from base 89 to 784 and encodes 231 amino acids. The transcript has 7 exons. Gene Ontology annotation, cellular component: plasma membrane; methylosome; spliceosomal complex. NCBI's taxonomy places the organism in Eukaryota, Viridiplantae, Streptophyta, Magnoliopsida, Sapindales, Anacardiaceae. Gene Ontology annotation, biological process: chloride transport; spliceosomal snRNP assembly; cell volume homeostasis. The record is from RefSeq and is a predicted model, not a curated record.
UAUUUUUUUUUCAGUUUAGGAAAGAAAAACCUAAAAAGGCUGAAGCCUGAGGGCAAACACAACUGAAGUGACACGAGGAUUUUACAGAAUGGUUUUAGGGCUUAGACAAUUCAUCCAGAGAACCGGCGACGGUGCUGGACAGCCAAUUCUCGACACCGACAAUGGCGAGGAACUUAUGCACGUCCAGCCUUCCGUCUCCAUCGUCCUGGGAAAUCGCCCUCCCGACUCGCCUGGCAGUCUCUACAUCACCUCUAAGCAAGUUAUAUGGUUGAGUGAUGUUGAUAAGACAAAAGGUUAUGCUGUUGAUUUCUUGUCUCUGUCUCUUCACGCCGUUUCCAGGGAUCCAGAGGCCUAUACCUCUCCUUGUAUUUACACUCAGAUUGAAACUGAAGCUGUUGUUGAAGAAGAGGAUGAGGAGGGGUCAGAUUCAGAAUCUGGUGAAGUCUUAGACUUAUGCAAAGUCACGGAGAUGAGACUUGUUCCUUCCGAUGCUAGCUUAUUGGAUACCCUGUUUGAGAUCUUCUGUGAGUGUGCUGAGCUCAAUCCCGAACCUAUUGAAGAUGAAGCAGAAGGGCACAAUUGGAUUUUUAGUGCCGAUCAGCUGGAAAAUGAGGCUUCAGUAGGAGAAGAUUCUGGAUGGCAUUUUUUUCAGGAUCCAACAAACUCAAUUGGUCAUUCAAAUGGAGAUCAUGACCUAGCUAACACAGUGCUUCAGCUUCAAAUUAAUGAUCACCGCUUUGAGGAUGCAGAGGAGAUGGAACAUGAGAGUGAUGGCAGCCAUUAGUGAGCCUUAUACCUGUCUGUCAAUUCGUAGUAUGGCAGAGGUUAGCCAGGCGUUCUCUUUCUAGCCCAUGUCAAUUGGUAUGCACUGCAUAGAGAUUAUCACUGUACAUGUGUGUAGACAAUUCUAAUGUCACUUAAAUGAGUAGCGUGUUUAGGGCAUUGGAGUCCAUUUUUCAUGUGAUUUGCCUUUUAACCUUAUUUUAACAAACAAUUAAUGUAGAAGUACCAAAGAUAUGGAUGAAUGUGAUAUCAGAGGUUAACAAAACUGAUAAAGCAUCAGAACUUUUAGAGAUAAGUCUUAGGUUUGAAUUUCUAUCACGCUUGUGAAACUUUAAUUUGAAUUACUUACGAAACUUGUUCUGGAUUUGUAUGCACCUUUAGAGGAUGAUUGUUAAUGGAAGGAGGAUCAUUCUAUGUCGAACUAAAA